CUGUUUCCGUUCGUUUUGUCCCUAGGAGGAUGCCGUACUUCCAUGUGAAUUUUACGGCGGCGUUUUGCAGAGAGCGGCUGGAGGAAGGCGUGAGGAGCCGACAUGACGGAGAGUUUCAGGACCCGGCUGGAUUUCUGCAGCCCUGUGAUCCAGGCCCAGGCGGUUAGAAACCUUGUUGCUGCUGUGCUGAAGGAAAAAGACUCGAACGAGCAAAUCAGUCAGUCGUCCACGCAGGGCCCAGCGUUGGAGGCUCUGUGGCAGCAGUGCUGCGGCGACUCUGCUCCGGUGCGUUCAGCCUGCUGUGAUGCUGUGGUGCUUUUAGUAGCUCAGGGCCACGCUGAGCUGCAGUUUAUUCUCAACAGCGUCCUCAAUCUCCUGCCCUCUGCCAGAAAUGUCCAGGGGCUUAUAAAGGUCAUGGGAAGACUGCUGCAGAUGCAAGUGGACCAAAGGCAGGAGGACUCCCCCUUCAUCUGCCCCUACUCCAUCAGGAGCUGUCCUCAUCCGUUCAUCACGGCGCUGGAGAACCGAGCGGACUGCUGGCCGGCGCUGCUGCUGGAGAUCGAUGACUUCAUCCGCCAAGCCGCUGAACGGAGUGAAGCCUCUUACAUCACCAUGCUGGUUCCCUUCCUUCGGUACCUGUACUGUGAACCUCAGAGGCAGUCCCAGCAUGCCUUGCUGCGGCAGAGUCUUCUCCGGGUGCUGCUGCCCACGAAAGCAGCGGACAAGGAGCAGGAAAAGGCUGCGGCGGUGUACGAGAGCCUGCUGCUUUGCCUCUGUCAGCUGGUUCCACAUUUCCAGGUGGACAGUGUGGAGGCGGUGCUGGAACUGAGUGGAUUCGUGGACAUUCUGCUUCAGGGUCUCAUGGAAGCUUCUGGAGAGCUCUGGGAGACUGAGAGGGUCCGUCUGCUGGUGCAGCUGCUGUGUGCAUGUCACCAAUGCCUGAGGGUGAAUGGAGACUGCAGACCGCUCCUCAACCUGAUGCAACAACUACUGCCUGCAUGCAAGGUUUGUCCGGUGGAUGAGCUGAUGAUGGGGGUGGCCCUGCUUCUGCCUGAGGCCCCUGCACUUCAGCAGAGCAGCCUGCUUAGACUUGCGCUGACUUUAGCCCCUGAAGAGGAAGAGUGGUCGCCCUGGCCCAGUCCGGUUCUGCUUCUGCCUGUUUUGCAGCUCCUGUCCUGCUCACAGCUCACCGAGCCGCUGGCCGAUCCAUCAACGCACGGCUUAAACGAGCGUCUGGCACACAGCUUGUUACGCAGCAUCAGCAAACCCACCAAAAAGGCCCGACGGCCCGGCCCAACAUUGGCGCUCCCUCUCAGCUCCUGGUACUGGGAGCUCAGCGCGGCGUUGUCCAUAUUGUUCAAAGUCGAUGAUGAUCCGUCCGCAGCCACCGAUUGGCUGCUGGCUGUGACCUCGGGCCUACCGUCCAGCCAGCGUCUGUCCUCGUCCCUCGCACUCAUCGUCACCUACCUUCUCAUCACGGCGCGGGAGGACAUCUGUCUGCUGGCACUGAAAGCAGUUCAGACCAUCGCUGCUGCCGACCCCUGCCAGGUCCCUUCCCUGCUUCCUGUCCUGCUGUUCAAACUGUCGAAGGAAACAAACGCAGGUUCGAUUCAUGCUGUGCUGAACUGCCUGCCCAACCUCGGCACUCAUAAGCUUUGCGUCCCCAUGGUGCUGCAGACUCUCCACAUGCUGGCCAGUUCCCCCAAGCUGAGAGCCGUCGCCAUGCGCCUGAUGGCGGCUCUCUGGAAACGACAGGACCGAGUCUACCCAGAGCUGCAGCGUCUGCUGAGCCAGCAGGAUACCAGAGUGCUGGUGGGGAAGGACGCCCAGUGGGAGCAGAUCCUGGCCAGAGCGGCGUGCAUCAGGGAUGUCUGCAGAGAAAGGCCCUACCAGCAUGGAGGCGACAUGCUAGCCGCUAUCUCACUCACCCUGCAGCAGUGCAGCCGAGCCGACCUGGCCACCCCUGCUGCUCUGGUCCUGCAGGGCUUACAGGAGCUUUGCAGAGCAGAGGUGGUGGACAUUGUUUCUACAUGGAGAAGCCUCGCAGCAGAACUGAGGCGAGACUCCCGUCCAGCGAUGGUUAAAGCCAUAGCAGAGCUGCUGUCUUUGGUUCCUCAGCUUGCAGUCAAGUCAGAGGAGUAUGAGAAACUGAAAGAUGAGGCGGUCAGCUUUCUGUGGAGCUACGCUGGAAGCCAGGAUCCAGAGGUGUCCAGCUGUGGCUACAAAGCUCUGGCAGCUUUUCCUGAAACCACUCACACCAUCCUUCACCUCCCAGAGGCAGCCAGACCUGUUGUGAAGAUCAGCGAGGGCGAAGAUGAUGGUGAUGAAAAGGAUAAAGGAGAAGAAGAAGAUCUCUCCAUCCCUGGAUCGUCCUACAUGAAGCUAAUGGCUCUGACCUCCACCUCUGCUCUUCCAGCCUUUGAGCUCUUCCUGACGUCGCUGGUGAAGCAGGAGAUGAGUGUGAUGCCACGAGGAGUUUAUUUCUCUGCUCUGAGGAGCGGCAGCCUGCGAUCAGACCAAGGAAAAACGGUUUCUGGGAUUCCAUCGUUUGUUCUGAAGACUUACGAGAAAAACAAACAGCCUGGCCUAAAGCCAGGGCUAGCAGCUGGACUGCUGCUCUGCUACGAGCUCCCCGUGCAGACAGACCGCAGCGGGAAGCCGUUCGACCGCUUCCUCGUGAGCCGGAGCCGCAGCUACCAGCAGACCCUGAUGGCUCUCAUUCACGAAGUGAACAUCCAGCCCUCCGAGUGGCACCGUGCCCUGCUGCUCCCCCAGGCGUGGAGGGGCUUCAUGAGCCGAUCCUUCCACGCUGUCCUUCAGGGCCGACGGGCUGAUCUGGAAAUGCAGCAGAAACAAGGCAAAGAGGAGCCCCAGGAGCUGCAGUACAAACAGCACUGUGCCUGGCUGUGGGCUAGAGAUCAGCUGACGGAUGUUAUAAAAACUGCUAUAAAGGACAGUCCUGUUGUCCAGGGAAACUCCAUCCUGACUCUAAGUGGUCUGGCUGCUGUGGUCGCCAAGUAUGAGAGCAAUCUGCCUACUGACAGCAGCGGCAGCCUCGGGGCCGGCCCUGAGUUUGUGCCUACUUCCAGCUGGUUGUCCAUGGUACUGGACACCCUGCUGAGCAUCAGCAGCAGCAGCUACAAGGCCAGGGGACAGGUGUUUCCAUGGUUCCUUCAUCGAUCGUACUCCGGUGAGAACACGGCGAGCGCCAUCGCCCGCUCCUGCGCUAGCCUGGCCUUGUCGCUGCUGGUCCCGGUUCUGGUGGUGUGGCAGAGGGACGGUCUGGUCCAGGUUCUGUCAGCCCUGCAGGCCGGCCUGCCGGGCUCGCCCUCCGCAGACGACUCCCAGGCCGUCCAGUUCCACUCGGGUCUUGCUCUCGGCAUGGUUCUCUCCAGUCUGCACCACCAAUGUCUCCGGGAUACCUCUGCCCAGGAGGACAUGGAUCUCCUUUCCAGCUCUCUGGACGCUCUGGAAAGCUGCUGCUUCAACCCCAACCUGGAAUACAACACCGGCUGCGUGUUGGGCCUAGGCCUCGCGCUCUCAGCCCUCUGCAGCAGAGGCCAGGUGGAACAGCAGGUCCACGUCACCAGAACCCUUGACAAGCUACUGGCUAACCUGCAGGACAGCGGCGGGCAGGGUCGCAUGCUGCAGGAGGUGCUGUCGUACUCUGUGGCCUGUGUGAGCGUCUCAGCAUUCAGCGGAGGUCUGAUCGAUGCUGCCAAGGCUGAGGAGGUCCUGAACAGUCUGCGCGCCCUGACCGAGGAGAGCCAGCAGACUCCAGGCUUCUCAUUGGCUCUCGGGCUGGUCGUCCACGGCCUCUCUGUGUCCGGCCACGGCAAAGCAGAGGACAUUCAGCCCCGCCUGCUGGCUGCUUGGAUCCAGAUCCUCCUGGCCGAGAGUUGUCCCACGAUGCAGCGACUGGCUGCCGCUAACGGACUGGUGGCUCUGGUGGGAUCAGAGAGCGGCCUGAUUCAGUUUCAGAAUGAGUUGGAGCUUUCCUCCCAGCAGCAGAGCAGACUCAACGAGGUGAUCCGCGGCAUCACGCAGAUUAUAACCUUUUCUGGGGCCAUUGGCCUGCAGUCCAACUGUGCCUGCCUGAUCGGCCAUCUGCAUCUGGCCCACAUGUCCAGCAGUCACAGCCACACAGCAGUUCCUCAGGACUUCAGUUACCUCCCGGUGAAAAGCGUCAUCCGCUCCAUAACGGACUUCAUUACAGAAGCGGGGAAAAAAGGUCCAGAGGUUUCCUCUCCGGCUCUGGUUCGGACCGCUCUGACCCCCCUGGCGUCUGUAGGAGCUGCCUUCCAGUAUCCGCCGGUGAACUGGAGCGCCGUCCUGUCCCCGCUGAUGAGACUGAGCUUCGGAGAAGAUAUCCAGCAUCAGUGUGUGGUCCUGGCAGCGUGCCAAGCUCAGUCUUCCCAAAGCGCCUCCCUCUUCCUGGGCUCCUGGCUGUCUCCACCUCUCGUCCACAGCCUCAGCCUUCGUACUCGAGCUCACCUCUACGAGUCCCUGGGCGUGUGGAUGAAGCACGUGGCGGAGGACAAGCUGCAGGUGUUCGUGAAGAGCCUGGGCCUGCAGCAGUUCCAGGACGACGUGCGAACCCAGAGGCUGUCUCUGUGUCGCUCUCUGCUGACGGGCGUCGCUCAGGCCAUGGCCCUCCCCAACCCGCCCAACCACUGCUGGGCCGUCCUCUGCUCGUCCGCAGAGAAGAUCUUCCUCCUCCUGCCCAAUCAAAUUCAGGAUGCAGAGGUGGAUCUGUACGUGGGCGUCGCCAGGUGUCUGUCUGAGAUGUCCGACACAGAGAUCGACAGAAUCGUUCAGGUCUCGCAGGCUCAGAUGGAGAAGACCUGUUUUGUCCUGGCGUACCUGACCUCUCAGGGCAGGGUUCCCCUCCUCAGCCUCAACGAUGUGAUCGGCGGGGUGCUGCGGGGUUGGCCCGGCUGCAGAGUGGGCUGGAUCCUCCUGCAGGCUCUGUACCAGUGCCGCCUGGCUGCCGGCGCCGCUACAGGUGUUUCCAAACGAAUGGAGUGGCUGCUGGAGCUGAUGGGACACAUCCGGAACAUCGGCUAUGGGAACACAUCCGUCUCCUGUGGAGACUCCAAACUGGCGACAGACUUCCUGUUCCAGCUCUUUGCCGCCGCCGUCGUUUCCUGGGGCGACCGCUUCAUGCCCGUCCUCUAUGGCCUCAGGUCCCAGUGGUUCCCGUGGCAACCGGAAUCCAAGCCUCCGCUGCUGACGCACAGUUUGUACGGAGCGGAUCCGCUCAGCGACCUCGCUCUGCCGCAGUGCCUGCUGGGAGUUCACCACAGCCUGCCGCUGCUGCUGGACAAGGAGCCGUGGAGCGGCCAGAGGCACAAGUUCAUAGACUGGCUCCUCAGCAUCUCAGAAGGUCCUGAGGAGAACAUUUCAGCGACCGCCGUCGGCUCAGCCAGAGCGGCUCUCCUGAGUCUGAAGUCCUCCUCCGAGUUCAGGAAGAAGGCGGUGUGGACCAGAGCGUACGGCUGGUAGCGCAGAGGAAGCCGCCGUCUCAUCCGUCCGACUCGGCAAACAGCAGAGACUCUUUUUUUUUUUUUUUUUCACUUAGACACAGAUGAGUGAGGAAUUUACCGACUUCAUUAAAACCGCUU
Cyprinodon tularosa is the source of this 5624-nucleotide messenger RNA. RefSeq names its product focadhesin (gene focad). The transcript is spliced from 44 exons. Lineage: Eukaryota; Metazoa; Chordata; Actinopteri; Cyprinodontiformes; Cyprinodontidae. Bases 103 to 5505 code for a protein of 1800 amino acids. The record is from RefSeq and is a predicted model, not a curated record. Gene Ontology annotation, biological process: regulation of post-transcriptional gene silencing.